Molecule: messenger RNA, 1787 nt
Organism: Centruroides sculpturatus (bark scorpion)
Lineage: Eukaryota; Metazoa; Arthropoda; Arachnida; Scorpiones; Buthidae
Product: zinc finger protein 239-like
Exons: 5
Coding region: 1-1320 (439 amino acids)
Biological process (GO): embryo development; regulation of transcription by RNA polymerase II
Cellular component (GO): nucleus
Molecular function (GO): RNA polymerase II transcription regulatory region sequence-specific DNA binding; DNA-binding transcription factor activity, RNA polymerase II-specific
Source: RefSeq, a predicted model, not a curated record
AUGGCGAUAGUUCUAUUUCAAGUUGCUCAUGAAUCACCCUUCUGUUCCCCAUCCAAUCAAAACAUUGGCUUAGAUUACAGGCAGCAUAGAAGUUUCGGUUGUAACUCGCCCGCCACCACCACUCGUGACUACAUUAUUUUAUAUGGUUUUCCCUUUAUUAUAGAGGUGGCGGUUCACUUCUUUUUAAAAUGGGAAACUUUAACAGCAGAUGUAGGAAGAGACAAGGGACAGAGCUCGAAAAUAACAGAAGAUAGAACAGAAGGAGUGGCACCCACAGAGACGUCCGCUAGCGGCGGCUUGAUAAAGAAAGCCCAGCACACGGCCACCAGUUCCACACUUCCACCUCUGUUCUUACACCCAGCAGGCAUGCAUACCCUACCGCAACUACCAUACGCCCGUCCGCAUUUUCCACUGACACCAUUACCAUUACUACCCGCAUGUGGUCACCAAUUUGCCACAUCUUACCACCUCUCUUGGACCGGACACGCUCCAACUUCUUGCCCCUCCAAACACGAAUACGAUAAGAAUUCAACACGACCGAACGGUUUGGCUAAAACCGAAGAGCUGCAGAAGAAAUCCAAAUUCGAUUUUUCUCGAUUAGCCGAAUCGGCUACCACGCAAGACGAUUCUCCACCCGAUAAAUCGAGUGGCAAUAAGGGAUCAUCGGCGGUCAUAACCAGUCACGCUUUUCCAUUUGUACCCUCUUACUUUGCACUCGGUGCUGUCAGCAUCGGCUCCGAUUUCUUCGAAAGAAAAGUAGGACGAGGAAGAGGUUCUUCCAGACCAAAGAAGGAGUUCAUCUGCAAAUAUUGCCAACGCAGGUUUACCAAAUCGUACAAUCUGUUAAUCCACGAAAGGACCCACACCGACGAACGACCUUAUACAUGCGAAAUAUGUCAUAAAGCUUUCAGGCGACAGGAUCAUCUCAGAGAUCACAAAUACAUCCACUCGAAAGAAAAGCCUUUCAAAUGUAACGACUGCGGUAAAGGUUUCUGUCAGUCUCGUACUUUAGCUGUCCACAGGAUCCUUCACAUGGAAGACUCCCCACAUAAGUGUCCUACUUGCGGGAGAAGCUUUAACCAAAGGAGCAACCUCAAAACCCACCUCCUGACCCACACGGACAUCAAACCUUAUAACUGUCCUUCCUGUGGUAAAGUGUUUCGAAGAAAUUGUGAUUUAAGACGACAUACUUCCACCCACUUAGGAAUACCAGAAAUGUCACCCACAGGUAGCCCACUAUCGCCAUCUGCAAAUGUAGAUAUAGAAGGUUGCGAUUAUCACGUCUCGGAACACCAAGAGAUAGUGGAUGUGGAGAAUUGAACUUUCUUCCUUUGUGCUUCUCUCAAAUUCUUUCCGUUCGGAUGUUUAGAAAUAUGAAAUUAAUCCGGAAAAUUCUAAAAAUUUCAUUAGCCUAAAUACAGGCAUAAAUAUAUUUUAUUUAUAUUAAAAAAAAUAAAUAAAUAAAAUAAAAUUUAGAUUGUUGUGUAUAUGUAACUUAAUAUUUUCUGAAUAGGCUACGCGCAAAAUAGAUUCUUUAAUUAUGGCUUCUCUGUAAUUCUGUAAGUAAAUCGGCUUACAAAUCUAAAAAUUUAAGCAGAAAAUUGAUAAAUUUAGAGCAUUUUUUCUGUCAUAUUGUGCCAAAAACUUGGACGUAUCGGCUAAGAACAAGCUUCCUCAUAAUGAAGUUCAGACGUUGUUCUUCAGGUUCCUGUCUAGAUUCUGUACAGAUUCUUCUAUAGACUUAUCUAUAAAUUCGUAGAAAAAGAAAAAUAAAUAAAUAAAAGGUG